CAGGACUGUGUCAAGUGAAGUCAAGUCAACCGAACAACUAUAUCACGAGGCAAUGAAAGACACUGAAUCAGAUUAUAUGAUCAGUUUGAACACUCCGGAAAGGAAGUACGUACCAGAGGCGAAGCAUUGGCAAUCUGUCGCAAGUUUCACAAUGGGAGAUGCGGUGCUAUCACCCUUCGUUAGCUACGUGGUGAACAAGGCCCUGAUUGAAGCCGAACAGGAGCUGAAGUUGAUUGCAGGAGUGAACAAGGAGCUGAGCAAGUUCAGCCAGACGUACGAGACAAUACGUGCUGUGCUCGAAGAUGCGGAGGAGAAGCAGGUCAAAAACCCGACAGUGCGCGAUUGGCUUCGGAAUCUGAAAGACGUUUUUUACGAAGCUGACGAUUUUCUGGAUGAGUUUGCUUUCCAAGCUCUGCGAAGGAAGAUGGAGGGUGGAGAGCAAACCAGUCAGGUAUGUGGUGUCUUGUCUUGUUUUGGGUUGAGUCAUUUGUCAUUCAGUACAAAGGCGGCACAUAAGAUCAAGGACAUCAGGGAGAGAUUAGAUGGGAUCGCUAAGGAGCGUGAGACCCUGCGCCUUCGAGAAUUGACUGACACUGGCCGGUUCGAAAUUCUCCGUCGGCCACCGACCAGCUCACUGGUAGAUGAGUCAACUGUUUUUGGCCGAGAGAAAGAUAAGGAGAAUGUUAUCAAAUUAUUGCUGUCUGAGGAUAAUAAUAAUAAUACAACAAGCACUCUUUCAGUCCUUCCAAUUCUGGGUCUGGGGGGUCUUGGGAAGUCGACACUUGCUCAGAUCAUCUACAACGACACGAGGGUGACUGAACAUUUUGAUCUGAGGAUGUGGGUCUUCGUGUCUCAAAAUUUCAAUAAUAUCAAACUGACGAAUGCGAUGGUUGAAGCUGCGACCAAGUCAAAAUUUGAUCUUACAAAUCUGAACAUGCUCCAGGAAACUCUAGCAGAAAAAUUAAAAGGGAAGAAGUUCUUUCUCGUGCUCGACGACGUCUGGAAUGAGAACCGUGUAGUUUGGGAGCAGGCAUGCCUUCCCCUGAAAACCGGUCGAAGCGGAAGCAAAGUCGUGGUGACGACCCGAAAUCAAAGAGUCGCAGAAAUCAUGGGCACACAACCCGCUUACCCGUUGAAAAGAUUAUCAGAAGAUGACUGUUGGACCUUGUUUUGCAGGGCUGCUUUUGCGGAAGACGAAUUUGCUGAUAAUGAGAAACUGAAAGCCAUUGGGAAAGAAAUAGUCUCAAAACUGGAUGGUGUCCCAUUAGCAGCAAAAACUGUGGGAAGCAUGCUGUUUGCAAAAUAUAAUGAGGAUGAUUGGCAGAAAGUUUUGAACAGUGAAUUUUGGGAGCUGCCGGUCAAUGAGAAUGACAUUAUGCCUCCUCUCAAAUUGAGCUAUCAGACACUUCCCUCGCAUCUGAAGCAGUGUUUCUCAUACUGUUCUAUAUUUCAAAAAGGCUAUGCCUUUGACAAAGAAAAGCUGAUCAAAAUAUGGAUGGCGCAGGGAUUCCUUCAACAGCAAGGUGAGAAACAGAUGGAAGAUGUAGGGUCUGAGAACUUCGAUGAUUUGCUGGGAAGGUCCUUCUUCCACAAAGUCAAGGGCAGCUACAAUAUGCAUGACAUGAUGCAUGCUUUGGCACAAUAUGUUUCGAUCGACGAAUGCUUCAUAGCACAAGAUGGUAGGUUGCAGGGCAUUCCGAACAAGGUUCGACAUCUUUCACUGACCUCCGAGACUCUGCAGCCAAUCUCGUUAGAAGCACUGUUUGGUUUUAGCAACUUGAGAACACUGAUCGUGCUGUAUGGAUUCAAUUCCAAUCCUGUCCAGGUUCCAACUGAUUUAUUCAUAAAGUUGAAAUGCCUCCGCGUGCUAGAUUUCAGUAACACUUUCCUAGAAGAAUUGCCCGAGAGCAUCAGCAACCUGCUGCAUCUUCGAUAUCUAGAUCUGUCUGCCACUGCUAUUGCUAAAUUGCCGGAUUCCAUUUGCAGACUUUGGAAUUUGCAGACCUUGAGACUGAGGGAUUGCUUUUCUUUGAAGGGAUUGCCGAACGGAAUAACAAGCUUAAUUAACCUACGGUAUCUCGAAGAAGAUAGUAGACUGAUUUCAAAUGUAGUUGGAAUCGGAAACUUGACCUCCCUCCGAGAACUGCCAUUGUUCAAGGUUCAGAAGGAGAUCGGACAUAAGAUAACAGAAUUGAAGGACAUGACAGAACUGCGCGGGAGGCUCUGCAUUUUGAAUCUUGAGAAUGUAGCUGAUGCUUAUGAAGCAAAAGAAGCCAAGUUGAGUAGCAAAAGGCAUAUACAAGCAUUGCAGCUAGAAUGGACUGACUAUGGUGUACCUGACUGGACUGAUGAAAACGUACUCGAAUGCCUACAGCCACAUGACAACCUCAAGGAGCUCUACAUCGAAGGCUACAAUGGGACCAGGUUUCCUAGUUGGAUAGGAGAUCCAAUAUUCACUUGUCUCACACAAGUGCGAUUAGACUACUGCAAAUGUAUCAACCUGCCACCCCUGGGACAACUGCAAUUCCUUAGUCACCUACAAGUACAAGGACUUGACGAGAUCAAGCGUGUCGGGAACGAGUUCUACGGGCAUGGUAGCAAUGCUGGUUUUCCUUCCCUAAAAGCCCUGCACUUUGAAGAGAUGCAGCAGUGGUCAGAGUGGUCAGAGGUAAAAAAAAGUCACUUCCCAUGCAUACGUGAACUGAGUAUUGUUCGAUGUCCAAAGUUGAAGGGGUUGCCGACCCUUUCAUCUCUUUCCUCCAUGAAUAUUUCCAGCUGCUCAAGCCUGAGACAGCUUCCAGUAAACAUGACCAGGCUCGAGAGACUGGCGAUCCAGCACUGUGAAAAUAUAGUAGUUCAACCAGAAAGCUACGGGCUUCAGUCGCUCCUUUCUCUUGAGCAAUUAGAUAUUGAGAACUGCCCAAAUUUCAUGUCCCUAGCAAAGCUAGAUGAAGUUCAUCUUCCAACUUCUAUUCGAAAACUUCGAAUCAGUUCGUGCAUUGGACCAGAGAAUAUGAUUUUCAAAGAGAUAAAAUCAUUGACAUCACUCCAAUCUUUGGAAAUUUCCGAUUGCAGGAAUCUGACUAGUCUCCCAGAAGGACUCCAUGGCCUUCCAUCCCUCGAAAGCUUUUAUGUGAUUAGGUGCGCCAUGGUCGAAGAUUUUCCAGAGGAGAGUUUGCCUAAAACCUUGCAAUACUUGUCUAUAGAAGGCUGUCCGACACUAAGUGAAUGCUGCAGAAAGGAGAUAGCAUUAGACAAGCACAUAACAGAUCAUGUUCCCAACAUAAUUAUUGAUGGCCAACGAGUGACAAGGAGGAAGUCAAGCGUUCCAGACCAGACUAUUGAGUGACUUUGCCGGAUUAAAAUAAUCUUUUCCCCACUUUCUGCAGCAGGCCAAGCCAAGUAUAGGAAAAUGGAAGAAUUACUCAAUCAGUAAUUUUGGUAAAUUGGGAAUGUUAUUUGCACAAGAUAGGGCUAUUGGAGAAAGUGCAAAAGUAGCAGGAGAUCAAUGAGGCUGUGGGGCUGAGACUGAAUCAACAGUAUGAGAAUAUAGACCUAAACAAUUGCACACCAGUUCAUGUUGUUGUUGAUGCAAUGGAGUUUGCUCAAGAGGAGAAUGGAGGCAAGGUGAGUCAAACAGCUACAAAUCAACAAGGUUCAGAAACUGUCGUUUUGAACAAUUCAAGGAAGAGAAAGCUUUGAAGCAGUGCAACAUCUUGCAAUAAAUCAAUGUAGUUGAUCUAAUAAAGCUAAUGACUGUAUUUACACUUUAUAAGUUGAAUAAUUGUUAUGAGUAAAUCUUUUAAGUUCCUAGUUUUAGUUAUGGACAAGUAAAUAUUUAUAAGUUUAUAUGUCAUCUUCUUUGGCUGCUGUUAAAUGUUAGCUGCUUUGUAUGUAAGAUCUUCCUUAGCUAC
Zingiber officinale is the source of this 3914-nucleotide messenger RNA. RefSeq names its product putative disease resistance RPP13-like protein 1. The record is from RefSeq and is a predicted model, not a curated record. NCBI's taxonomy places the organism in Eukaryota, Viridiplantae, Streptophyta, Magnoliopsida, Zingiberales, Zingiberaceae. Gene Ontology annotation, molecular function: ADP binding. Bases 53 to 3349 code for a protein of 1098 amino acids. The transcript has 3 exons. Gene Ontology annotation, biological process: defense response to other organism.